AUGUCCGGCCCCGAAGUACAUCACCUUUUCCACCACCCUAUCGCAGAUCACUCCUUUUCAGCCGACAGGCAGACACUGGCUGUUGCGAGAGAUAACAAUGUUGAACUAUACCACCGGUCAGGGUCUAAGUUUACCUUGAAGGAUGAGCUGAAAGGACACGACAAGACGGUUACUGGUGUGGAUAUUGCUCCUCGAAGUGGCAUGAUUGUGACCUGUUCACAAGAUCGAAAUGCCUAUGUAUGGGAACCGUCACCUUCGGGCUGGAAACCAACUCUCGUCCUCCUGCGCAUCAACAGAGCGGCGACCUUUGUCCGUUGGUCACCUUCGGAGAAGAAGUUUGCUGUUGGAUCUGGUGCCAGAGUCAUUGCCGUCUGCUAUUUCGAGGAAGAGAAUGACUGGUGGGUAUCAAAACAUUUGAAGAAGCCAAUCCGAAGUACGGUCACAUCUUUAGCAUGGCAUUCCAACUCGGUGUUGAUUGCAGCUGGUUCAACGGAUUCGCAUGCAAGAGUUUUCUCGGGCUAUAUUAAAGGUAUUGAUGCAAGACCAGAAAGCAGCGUAUGGGGCGAGAAAUUACCUUUCAACACAGUCUGUGGAGAGUAUCUAAAUGACUCAGCCGGAUGGAUACAUGAUGUGGCAUUUUCGCCCAGUGGUGAUGCUCUUGCCUUUGCUGCCCAUGAUAGCAGCAUUACCGUGGUCUAUCCGAGUGCACCAGAGCAACCUCCAAAGGCGAUGAUCAAUGUUAGCACUCAGAUGCUGCCAUUCACGUCCCUCGUCUGGAAUGGCGAAUCUGAGAUUGUUGCAGCGGGCCAUGAUUGCGAACCAUACCGCUUUCGAGGCAGCCAGAACGGCUGGGAGUUUGCAGGCUCAGUCGAGGCAAAAUCUCGUCCUGGUAUGGGGAACGCUCGUGAGGAAUCUGCUCUCAACAUGUUCCGCCAGAUGGAUCUCAAGGGGAAGACAAAGGAUGACACUCAAUUGAAGACAACACACCAGAAUACCAUCAGCACAAUACGUGCAUAUGAUGAAAGUGAUGGUGCUCUGCGACAGUUCAGCACCAGCGGUGUUGAUGGCAGGGUCGUUAUAUGGAAUGCCUAG
Messenger RNA from Endocarpon pusillum Z07020, 1092 nucleotides. RefSeq lists its product as uncharacterized. Bases 1 to 1092 code for a protein of 363 amino acids. Gene Ontology annotation, biological process: Arp2/3 complex-mediated actin nucleation. The record is from RefSeq and is a predicted model, not a curated record. Gene Ontology annotation, cellular component: Arp2/3 protein complex; actin cytoskeleton. Gene Ontology annotation, molecular function: actin filament binding. The transcript has 4 exons. Lineage: Eukaryota; Fungi; Ascomycota; Eurotiomycetes; Verrucariales; Verrucariaceae.